Molecule: messenger RNA, 5312 nt
Organism: Seriola aureovittata
Lineage: Eukaryota; Metazoa; Chordata; Actinopteri; Carangiformes; Carangidae
Product: protocadherin gamma-C5-like
Exons: 1
Coding region: 2661-5150 (829 amino acids)
Biological process (GO): homophilic cell-cell adhesion
Cellular component (GO): plasma membrane
Molecular function (GO): calcium ion binding
Source: RefSeq, a predicted model, not a curated record
AGAAAACAGCCAUCUUCUUAAUGAAGAAAAUAUAAAGAUCAUGGCUAUUUGUUGUUAAGUACAAGAAAUAAUUAUAUCAUAGUCUGUUAUGAAAGUCCAUCCAUCCAUCCAUCCAUCCACCAAUCUACCAUGGCUGGAAAAUAUUGUUUUCAUCACACGUUUUUCUAUCUAUCUAUCUAUCUAUCUGUUGGGUCUGAGCUCUACCUGGGCACCAUUAUGUUAACAGUACUCUACCUCAUGAGCUGGACACCAAAUAUGUUAGAUUUCGGUUGUUUAUCAAUUUAUUGGCUAUCAAAAAUUAAGAAAAUAUUAAUAUUAAAAAUAUUGAUAUUAAAUAAUAACUUUAAAAUGAAUUAAAGUUCACGGGGCACCAGCCUAAACUAAUAGGCAAAAUAGCCAAUAUGGUUUUAGUCUCAAUUUAUUACCAUUAAUCUGGAACUCUGAUUAACCAUUAGCUUACUAACUAUAACCAAAUUACCAAAUCAAUAGUAAGUUACAGUUGAAGGAUUGGAAUUCUACCGAGUAAAGGUUGGCAAUAUUCACGCUUGUGCAACAUUAAACACACCAGUAGUUAUACUUAAAAGGCAUUUAUUUACAAUGGAGCAGAGUAAAAUACAAUGUCUAAUCUAGUGUAUACAGGUGUGUGUGUGUGUGUGCGUGUGUGUGUGUCUGUGUGUGUGUGUGUGUGUGUGUGUGUGUGUGUGUGUGUGUGUGUGUGUCUGUGGGGACACAGACAAAGGCAAGAUGGCCGACUCAAAGUGGUCACUGUGACCACAUGACCUGAACAAAGAAGACUACACAAGAUGGCGGUAAACAAAGAAACUACUAAAAUGGCGGCUGAGACCACCUAGUGUGUGUGAGAGGGAAGGUGUGAGUUUCUUUGUUAGCCUAGCUCAUGUAAUCUAAAGGUACCAGGUUAGAGGGGGAAGGUUAGCUUCAUGCAGGUUCUAGGACUGAGACGUACUGCUAUGUGUGUGAACAUACGAGUACUCGAUUAACUGUAUGACUGACCACAACCUAAGCAAACAUUGCAACAACAAGACAUCAAUCAACAAUUACAUUAACAAGUUAAGACUUCUGCUGAUUAGCUAUGCCGUGCUAUGCUGUGCUGGGAGAGGUUAGGCCCAGUCCGUUAACGUUACCCAAUCCUUGGAACAAGCAAAGAGGUCCUUUCCAGUGUUUUGUAAAGUCCAGUGAGUUGGGAGGCUUCCUGGUGGAGUAAAGUCCUGUCUGGCUGUGUUGCUUGCUGUUAUCUCCCUUGUUCUCCUCACAGAGUUAGCUGUUCCAUGCUAACUCUGCUACGACUCCUGUUGCUUGGAAAAUCAGCUGGCCUUGUAUUGUAGCUGCUGAUUCUGAAGAGGAUUUGGUUCACUCACAGUUAAUCCGAAGCAGGUCGCUGCUGUGGAGGAGAAGAGUGUUUGCAGGCUGCUGUUAGCAGGCCGGCAAGAGAGCUAGUUUCUCAGGUAACAGAGCUGACCUGGGCUGGGGCCUUGUUGCCCUUUUAAGAACCGAGAGAAGAGGGCUGGAGCUGUUCUCCAGAGCAAGCCAAGAAGGGAAGAAGAGUGAGAAGGGGUCUAGAAGACUGGUUUUGUUUGGUGACACCCUUGGGGGUCACAUGUCACACGCUGACCAUGGCUGGCCAGUAAGGUCCGUGGGGGGAAGGGUCAUCCCCAGGUGUGAACGGUGAGGAACUGUGGAGUGUGAAUUCCUUUGUCCAGUGGAGCAAAGAAACAUUUGGUCUAUUGAAUGAUUGAGUCCCAACAUAUCUAUCUAUCUAUCUAUCUAUCUAUCUAUCUAUCUAUCUAUCUAUCUAUCUAUCUAUCUAUCUAUCUAUCUAUCUAUCUAUCUAUCUAUUUAUCUAUCUAUCUAUCUAUUUAUCUAUCUAUCUAUCUAUCAAUGUUUGGUUAAAUUCUUAAAAUCAUAUUUGGCAAGACUGUGUUCGGAAACAUUUGAAACAACUGUGUUCAAGACAUCUGUUAAUACAGUCUCACACAUUUCCAUAGCCUUUCCUGAAUAGUUCAGCACCACGACCGUGGACAGUGACUCUUAGUGGGAUACAGGGAUGCUUACACUAUACAGGCUUGUGAUUUACCUGUGUGAGCGUGUGAGCUUUGCUUCUAUACUUGAUUAUCUUUUCAAAAAAAAAAUGUCGUUCCCAAAAAAAUGUAAAAAAAAAAAAAAAAAAACAUUCUACUGUGGAGAUUGUGAUUUUUUUUAUUUUAUUUUUUUUUUUACAUCUGACGUAACUUUAUCCGGGUCUAUUUCCUAUCUGUCUUUUCUUUGCAUUCUUUGACGUCCCUAUUUCCUGGUAAUAAUUGCCUUUGGUUAAAGGGAAGGGGCACAAGCACAAUAGAUGCUGCGUCUUUAAGAGUCUCGAUCGGUUCCCCUCUCAUUGGAUGGUUGAAAUAAAUGCUGUGCACCAAUAGGAUUCAAGACUGUACAAAGCAAUCUACUCCCUGCCCCCAUGCAGUCUAUGCGCUGUAACACUUAGACCGCAAAGAGCAAGAGGAGAGACAGCAAUGAGCUCGUUUUUUACAAUAUGAAAAUUUUAUAUUUCGGUUUACAUCCGUGCUCAGUAAUUUGUGAUAAAUGUUCAAUGGGAAUAUUACCUGCAAUGAUGGAUUUCAUGAUUUUUCUAUACACAAUGUCGAUUGGAAUUAAUGUGUUAUAGCGGACCAAGGAUGACAAAGAGAAUAGGAUAUCGAGACUGGAGGUGGCAGGCGCUUUGGUGGCAUCAUUUCUUUCUCUUAUGGACUACAAUACACGGACAGACUCGUUACAGCAUCCCAGAGGAACUAAAACAGGGCUCUGUGGUAGGAAAUCUAGCCAAAGAUCUGGGUUUGGGACUAUCUGAGAUCUUUGACCGUAAGCUGCGAGUCGCCUCUGAGGCUGGUGAGCAGUAUUUCAGUGUGGAUGCGGGGAAGGGCGAGCUGGUGGUGAAUGACAGAAUAGACAGAGAGGCUUUAUGUGGACAAAGCGCCAGCUGUGUGUUGCCUUUGCAGGUUGUAAUUGAAGAUCCAUUACAACUUUUUCGUGUUGAAGUUGAAAUACAAGACAUUAAUGAUAAUUCACCCAGAUUCCCAUCAAAUGAUAUCACAUUGGAGAUUGCAGAAUCGACAGUUGUGGGUGUUCGAUUCCCUUUAGAAAGCGCCAUAGACCCAGAUGUGGGCAGUAAUUCACUGAAGUCAUACACUCUCAGUAAAGAUGAAUGUUUUAAUAUUAGAGUUAAAGAAGUUGCCGGUGGAAGGAAAGUCCCUGAGUUGAUUUUAGCAAAGGUUUUAGAUAGAGAGAAAAAGGCUGUUCAUAAGCUUUUGUUGACCGCCGUAGAUGGAGGCAACCCAGUGAGAUCAGGAACCUCUCAAGUAUCUAUCAAAGUCCUUGACAUCAACGACAACGUUCCAGCUUUUGAGAAAAACUUGUAUAAAGUAUCAAUUAAUGAAAAUACUGCAGAAGGUGCAAUGAUUGUACAAACAAAAGCAACAGAUAUGGACGAUGGUCAAAACGGAGAAAUAGAGUACUCAUUUGGAGCGCACACAUCAGAUGUUGUUCUCUCUGUUUUUAAUAUUGAUCAGUUAUCGGGAACUAUAUUUCUUAAAGGAAAACUAGAUUUUGAAUCAACUUCAAAUUAUGAAAUAGACAUAAGUGCGAAAGACAAAGGCAGUCCGAGAAUGGAAGGGCACUGUACUGUGCAUGUUGACGUUUUAGAUGUUAACGAUAAUGCCCCAGAAAUAAUACUCACGUCUCAUCCAAAGCCAGUGCGAGAAGACUCCCCUAAUGGCACCGUGGUAGCUUUACUCAGUGCCCGAGACCUAGACUCCGGUGAUAACGGUAAAGUGACAUUACAGCUCCCUAAGAAAUCGCAAUUUGCCCUGAAACCAUCGUUCUCACAAAAUUACGCACUGGUUACCAGAGGCAUUUUAGAUAGAGAAAAUGUUUCCGAAUAUUAUAUUGAAAUAACAGCCACUGAUUCAGGCUCUCCUCCUCUUUCCAGUAAGAAAACUAUACCAGUCAGCAUUACUGAUGUGAAUGACAACCCUCCUGUAUUCACUCAGCCCUCCUAUAAUGUAUAUUUAAAAGAGAAUGGGGUACCAGGAUCUAUACUGUACUCAGUAUCAGCCUCUGACCUGGAUUUUGGUGAAAAUGCUAAAAUCUCUUACUCUAUACUGGACUCUAAAGUGCAGGACGUUUCUGCCUCGUCGUAUGUUUACAUUAACUCAGAUAACGGCAGCAUCUACAGUAUGCACUCGUUUGACUAUGAGAAACUGAAGGUGUUUCAGAUUCAGGUUCAGGCAAAGGAUCAGGGCUCUCCGUCUCUCAGCAGCAACGCCACUGUCCAUGUUUUUAUCCUGGACCAGAACGACAACGCCCCCGCUGUUAUUUACCCCUCCUCCGCUGCCAUGGGCUCCCUCUCUCAUCAGAGGAUGCCCCGCUCCGCUAAAGCGGGUCACCUGGUUACUAAGGUGACGGCCGUGGACGCUGACUCGGGCCAUAACGCCUGGAUCUCCUACAAACUGGCGGAGGCCACAGACGCCUCUCUGUUCACUGUCAAUCUGUACACAGGGGAGGUGAGGACUAAACGCGCUGUGUCCGAGCAGGACGACUCCUCUCAGAGGCUGCUUAUAGAGAUCAGGGACGACGGGGAACCGGUCCAGUCCUCCACUGUCACGGUGUCCAUCCUUCUGGAGGACGGUCUCCAUGAGCCCAUCUUAGACCUCCGACAGAAAGCGGUCGAGCCCAGCAAGAAAACUGGGAGAAUCACCCUUUAUUUGAUUCUGUCUCUGGCCUCGGUGUCCGUGCUGUCUCUGUUGACUUUUCUCAUCUUAGCGGUUAAAUGCAUCAGGAGCAGCAGAAGCAGCGGUAGCUGCUGCAUGAGACGGACCGACUGUGAUGAUUACAAGAACCCCAACAGAAACCUGCAGAUUCAGCUCAACACUGAUGGACCUAUAAAGUACGUGGAGGUCCUGGGAGGAGACAUGUUGUCUCAGAGUCAGUCCUUCAGGUCCUGUAUGUCUCCAAUGUCAGAGUACAGUGAUUUCACUCUGAUUAAGCCCAGCAGCACCACUGACUUUAAGGAGGUGAUCAGUGUCCUGGAUGCGUCUUUACCCGACAGCACCUGGACCUUUGAGAGCCAGCAGGUGAGCAGAAAAUAGCCAUUUAUCUUAAUGAAGAAAAUAUAAAGAUCAUGGCUAUUUGUUAUUUAGUAGAAGAAAUAAUCAUAUCAUAGUCUGUUAUGAAAGUCCAUCCACCCAUCCAUCCAUCCUUCAAUCCACCAAUCUACCAUGGCUGGUAAAUAUUGUUUUCAUCACACGUUU